Messenger RNA from Gigantopelta aegis, 1346 nucleotides. Its product is annotated as orexin receptor type 2-like. The record is from RefSeq and is a predicted model, not a curated record. Gene Ontology annotation, molecular function: neuropeptide Y receptor activity. NCBI's taxonomy places the organism in Eukaryota, Metazoa, Mollusca, Gastropoda, Neomphalida, Peltospiridae. Gene Ontology annotation, biological process: G protein-coupled receptor signaling pathway. The transcript has 5 exons. Bases 1 to 1161 code for a protein of 386 amino acids. Gene Ontology annotation, cellular component: membrane.
AUGACUAAUGACUCUGCUUCUAACUCUUCCGAGUGUUGGAACGAGUACUGCUGGACGGAAGAAGAGUACCAGACGAUGCUGGAGGCGCACGUAUUCCCCCACCCCUACGAAUGGUUCUUCGUGUUCCUCUACACAGUGAUCUUCAUCCUGGGACUCGUGGGCAAUUUCCUCGUCGUAUACGCCGUCUGGCGGAACCGCACCAUGCGCACUGUGACCAACGUGUUCAUUGUCAACCUGGCCAUCGGGGAUUUUCUCGUCAUCCUCGUGUGUCUUCCGCCCACCCUCGUUCUGGACAUCGCGCAGACGUGGUACCUGGGCACGCCCACCUGCAAGGUCCUACUCUUCAUACAGAACCUGUCUGUCUCUGUCUCGGUUCUAACCCUGGGAGCCAUAUCCGUCGAGCGAUGGUAUGCGAUCUGCCAUCCCCUGGCUUUCAAGAGUACCCUGUCCAGAGCUCGCAAUAUCAUCAUCAUCAUAUGGGUGGUUGCAGCGCUUGUCGCAAUACCGGAAAUUGUGGUCUCCCAGGCCAUGCCAUUCAAAUUCCCCGAACCGUUCAAGUCUGUUUUGCUAACCUCGUGCGCGCCAACUUGGGAGCAGUGGAAACAGGUCAUCUACCAGUUCUUCCUGGCGGCGGGAAUGUACCUGUGCCCUCUGGUAUUGAUGACCUUGACCUAUAUCAACAUCGCGAUAGUUCUUUGGAAAAAGGAUAUACCAGGAGAGGUUAUGAAAGAAGCAGGGAAGAAACCCAUGAUUGAUGGCAAGGGUAACACACAGGAAGACAAGGUUGUGUCUAGGAGAAAGGCCGCCAAGAUGCUUAUAACCAUAGUGAUCGUGUUCGCGCUCUGUUACUUCCCAGUCCACUUGUUAAAUAUGCUGAGGUAUUUCAAAGUGCUGAAAUUGGGAGAUGGUGUUACAACGACAACGCAGUCUUUGAUAUCGCACCUGCUUCCAUAUUUUAACAGCUCUAUAAACCCAGUUAUUUAUAAUUUUAUGAGUGCUAAAUUUAGGAAGGAAUUCAAAAUGGCAUGUUUUUGCUGUCUGCGUCCUUUCUACAAAACAGCACCCAGACGACGAAACGGGACGUUUACGAUGACCUUCUCCAAUAGCAACUACAGCAACUGCCACACCGAGGACGUCACCAUGACCAGCUUCCGGGACUGAGAAAGGCGUCGUCCAAGUCUCAGGGUAGUCCACUGGUACGCGGAUCUCAGACCAACGGUCAAGACGAGCAGUCUACACAACACGUGUCAUCAUCAUGUGUAAUGGUGGACUGUCGUAUACCCAGUUCAGUGGUCAAUACAGAACCGUGUCUAAAAUAACUAUGGGAUGAAAUACAAUUUAAUAGA